AUGGAAGCCACCGAAGCCCCCGGCACCGAACUGCGACAGCUGCGCCGCGUACGCCGCACCCGCACGCAGUACGAGCGCCUGCAGCGCCCGAACGACAUACAGCCAGGCUAUCCGAUUCCCAGCAUAGAGGGCUGGGUGCUAUUUUUCUCAAAUCUGCCGGAAACGACGACUCAGGAAGACAUUGCCGACUACCUCGUCUCGUUCAAGGAGGGUGAUCCGGACUACUUUGGCACCAUCACCGACAUCAAAAUCCCCCUCAAUGCCGACUGCUUCUGCGCCGGUUAUGCCUUAGUGGAGCUAGGGGGACGUGUCGGGUACGAGCGCGCAAUCGCCGAGCUGAGCGGCACCAUGUUUCCGUCUGGCGAAAGGCCUCUCAUCGUGGCUCCGACGUUUCUCGGCGAAGAGGAAGACCAAGAGCCACAGGCGGAGGUGGCGGCACCAGGCGAAAAACGGGCGCGCGAUUAA
This is a messenger RNA of Leishmania braziliensis MHOM/BR/75/M2904, 465 nucleotides long. RefSeq lists its product as hypothetical. Gene Ontology annotation, molecular function: RNA binding. The transcript has a single exon. The coding region runs from base 1 to 465 and encodes 154 amino acids. Lineage: Eukaryota; Euglenozoa; Kinetoplastea; Trypanosomatida; Trypanosomatidae. The record is from RefSeq and is a predicted model, not a curated record.